GUGCGUCUCGCGCCGCCGCCGCCCGCCGCGUGAGAGGACGGGCUCCGCGCGCUCCGGCAGCGCAUUCGGGUCCCCUCCCCCCGGGAGGCUUGCGAAGGAGAAGCCGCCGCAGAGGAAAAGCAGGUGCCGGUGCCUGUCCCCGGUGGCGCCAUGGCGACCGGAGCGAACGCCACGCCGUUGGACUUCCCAAGUAAGAAGCGGAAGAGGAGCCGCUGGAACCAAGACACAAUGGAACAGAAGACAGUGAUUCCGGGAAUGCCUACAGUUAUUCCCCCUGGACUUACUCGAGAACAAGAAAGAGCUUAUAUAGUGCAACUGCAGAUAGAAGACCUGACUCGUAAACUGCGCACAGGAGACCUGGGCAUCCCCCCUAACCCUGAGGACAGGUUGGGAAACAGUUUUAACCAGCUGACAGUAACGCUUUUACCUUUUUCUCAAUACGUUUUACUGGUGGCAACAUAUUGUGUCAGUUCAAUAAAAUCCUAGUAUGACGACUGUACCCUGACCACUCUGGGGAUUAAGGUUUAAUUAGAAAUAUGUAUGGUCAGUCAACAGUUAGAAAAUUGGAAUAAAACUUAAAAAUGUUGGGAGAAUAAAAAGUUACAGGAAAAUGGACAACUGGUUUCCAAUUGGUAAGCAUGUAGAUCUUAACCUGAUUUACACACCCUUAGGGGACAGUGAGGUGGCCCGUUAACCUGCCUUUUCAGUACCUGCUUUGGCCAAAAGCCCAGGGCAUAGAGUUUUUCUCACAGGUACACGGUGCAGGGACUAAAAAUAUUUUUGAGCAUCACUGAACUUGAGCAAGCCAGGAGCUCUGGUCAGCUCAUUGCUGCAGUCUUCCUGCUCAUGGUUUUGAGAUGGUUUCAAAAUCAGAUGAGAUUUCUAACCAACUUCCUUCACUGCCAGUUAACUUUCAGCCUUGGCCAUUGCCUUGGGGGUGUUGGGAGGGGCCAGAAUAUUCUCACCUAUUUUGGGAAGGCAUGCAACCAACCCUAAAUUACUUUUUUUUUUCCUUAAAGGGAGCGUGGGCCUCAAACAGCUGUGGUCAUGUCAUUUCAGUUUGCAGUUUCUCUCACCUCAGAAAAAUAAAUUGUGUGGGGGAGAUGAACUUUUUUAAACUGGAAUUUUAUUAGCUGAUUGAACAGCUAAAAUUGGUCAUUUAAUUAGAAGGGCAGUAAGUCUCUCCCUCUCACUGAAUUUUCUCUUAGUACAUACAGCAUAGUUGAAAAGACUUUGCUUUAAAAAGUAGUGUUUUUGGUUUUUGUUACCCAGUUAAUAGCUUAUUAAAUCAGGAAGAUGAUGUAAUGGCUUUAGAAGUCACUCACUCAUGCAUCUUUCUUCCGCCCUUUGCCAGGAAACAUUAACUUCCUCGUUUCUCCAUAUUGACUCUUUAAUUUGACUUACUACAUUUGCUAUAUUUUACCUAUAGAUAGAUUUUGGUUGUAGGGUUGUGUUGUGUUUCGUUUCUUUUUGAAGAUUUUUUUUUUUUUUUUUUAAUUUACAUUGUAGGUCACAGACCACAACUGUUUAGUGCCUUUUUGGCCUUUUUCCCUUUAAUAAUAUGUCUACAGGUCACCAGUCAAUUCCUCCAAAGGUUGAAUUUUUAACAAACCUUCUUUGCUUCCUGGAUAACUGGGAUUAGAAUUUAGUUGAUCUAGCCGAUGCCUAUUGGAGGUGAAGAAGUCGGGCCAGUCUAACCUCUAGAAUACUAGCUUUUGCCUUUCACUUCUGCAAUUUGGGAGGAGGUUAAACUGUUGUGAGGCCUUCACAUGGCCAAUUGGGUGCUGGUAAGACUUGUUUUUGUAACUAGCUAAGAAUGCUUAAUUCCAGACAGCUGUGGGGUGGGAAUUAGAAAUGUCAAGCAUGUUAGAAAUAAAACCAGAGCAGGGUUUCUCCUCCCUUGUAUUCAGUUUUGAAAGAGGCCCUAAUGCCUGAUUGGUUUUGCUUUUGAGCCCAGGUUGGAGGGAAAUGCAUGGGUUUUCUUAAUUAAGAUAAUUUCUUAAAAAGGUGUUAUAUCACUUAAGCCACUUUAUUGUUAUUUUGAUACUGCUUAACUUGCACAGUAAAAACAUGUUUAAAACUUUUCUUGUAGACUUAAAUGUAUAAGAUGGUAGUCUAAUGAGCUGGGGUAUGUUUGCUUUUGUUCACUCUUAAUGGAUUGUGCUAACAGUUUAUACAAAUGCUAGAAACGGAGGUGUCAUUUAGCCGUCAUUAGCCAUGAACAAACCUGACCUUUUAUUCCAUCGUGUGUGUAACGUGGUGUGACAUGGUUCCCUUUAGGCUGAAGACAGUGGGAGCAGCCGAGUUCAGUCCUUGCUCUCCAACUAGGCAAGGUUCUCUCAACUAAACCAAGGGUCCCCUUCCCCUGAGCCCAUCUACAAUAGCGAGGGGAAGCGGCUUAACACCCGAGAGUUCCGCACCCGCAAAAAGCUGGAAGAGGAGCGGCACAACCUCAUCACAGAGAUGGUUGCACUCAAUCCGGAUUUCAAGCCACCUGCAGAUUACAAACCUCCAGCAACACGUGUGAGUGAUAAAGUCAUGAUUCCACAAGAUGAAUACCCAGAAAUCAACUUUGUGGGGCUGCUCAUCGGGCCCAGAGGGAACACCCUGAAGAACAUAGAGAAGGAGUGCAAUGCCAAGAUUAUGAUCCGGGGGAAAGGGUCUGUGAAAGAAGGGAAGGUUGGGCGCAAAGAUGGCCAGAUGUUGCCAGGAGAAGAUGAGCCACUUCAUGCCCUGGUUACUGCCAAUACAAUGGAGAACGUCAAAAAGGCAGUGGAACAGAUAAGAAACAUCCUGAAGCAGGGUAUCGAGACCCCAGAGGACCAGAAUGAUCUACGGAAGAUGCAGCUUCGGGAGUUGGCUCGCUUAAAUGGGACCCUUCGGGAAGACGAUAACAGGAUCUUAAGACCCUGGCAGAGCUCAGAGACCCGCAGCAUUACCAACACCACAGUGUGUACCAAGUGUGGAGGGGCUGGCCACAUUGCUUCAGACUGUAAAUUCCAAAGGCCUGGUGAUCCUCAGUCAGCUCAGGAUAAAGCACGGAUGGAUAAAGAAUAUUUGUCCCUCAUGGCUGAACUGGGUGAAGCACCUGUCCCAGCAUCUGUGGGCUCCACCUCUGGGCCUGCCACCACACCCCUGGCCAGCGCACCUCGUCCUGCUGCUCCUGCCAACAACCCACCUCCACCGUCUCUCAUGUCUACCACCCAGAGCCGCCCACCCUGGAUGAAUUCUGGCCCUUCAGAGAGUCGGCCCUACCAUGGCAUGCACGGAGGUGGUCCUGGUGGGCCCGGAGGUGGCCCCCACAGCUUCCCACACCCAUUACCCAGCCUGACAGGUGGGCAUGGUGGACAUCCCAUGCAGCACAACCCCAAUGGACCCCCACCCCCUUGGAUGCAGCCACCACCACCACCGAUGAACCAGGGCCCCCACCCUCCUGGGCACCAUGGCCCUCCUCCAAUGGGUAAAUCAGUACCUGGGAAGUACGCCUGUGGGCUCUGGGGUCUAUCGCCUGCAUCAAGGAAAAGGUAUGAUGCCGCCACCACCUAUGGGCAUGAUGCCGCCGCCGCCGCCGCCUCCCAGUGGGCAGCCCCCACCCCCUCCCUCUGGUCCUCUUCCCCCAUGGCAACAACAGCAGCAGCAGCCUCCGCCACCCCCUCCGCCCAGCAGCAGUAUGGCUUCCAGUACCCCCUUGCCAUGGCAGCAAAGAUCCCUCCCCGCGGCGGCGAUGGCCCGAGCCAUGAGAGUGAGGACUUUCCGCGCCCAUUGGUGACCCUUCCAGGCAGACAGCCUCAGCAACGCCCCUGGUGGACAGGAUGGUUCGGCAAAGCAGCCUGAGUUAUUUUUGUGGACGGAAUCGGAACACGCUGGCUCCAUAUCGUGAAAUUUUUAUUAAUUUUUUUCUUUUUCCUUUGUUACUUCUUUAUCUUUUCCUUUCUUCAGACUCCGUCCAAGGAGAUGCUCUCCCCGGUCUUCUGCUGCAAUUAGAUUCCUUUCCCUUCUCUCCAGUUCUCCUUCCCUUACCAAGGAGAGGGGAGCAAAUGGUUUUGGGCAAGGGCUUUGGCUAUUCAUGUCAAGCUGGUUGUGGGUUUUUCAAGGUGCCAUAGCCACCCCCAAAGAUGUUUGUUUAAAGCGUGGGGUUUUUUAAUCUCUGCCACCCUUGUCAAGGGAGUCUUGUAAAGUUGCCGAGGGUAGGUUCAUCUCCAGGUUCCGGGAUUCCCAUCCGUCCUGGCGCUCCUGCCAGCAGUGGGUGGGCAGCCUGAGCUCCCUCGGGCUCGCCUGCCAGCCUGGAGUUCUUCCUGUGCUCCUUGAUCACCUGAGCUGCCUCAGAUUCCAUUUGGUCCUCUCCUUCCUGGAAGGCUUCCUUUUAUGUUUUAUUUUAAUCCCAAAUGUCUGAAUGUUUUGCAGUGUGUAGGGGUUUGAGCCCCUUGUUCAUUCUCCUUCCUUUUUCCUCCCGCUUCUCUCUCCAUGGAGUGAUUCUGUUGACAAUAAUGUAUACUGCGCGUUCUCUUCACUGGUUUAUCUGCAGAAAUUUCUCUGGGCUUUUUUCGGUGUUAGAUUCAACACUGCGCUAAAGCGGGGAUGUUCCAUUGAAUAAAAGAGCAGUGUGGUUUUCUGGG
This is a messenger RNA of Pan troglodytes (chimpanzee), 4616 nucleotides long. It is a transcript of the gene SF1, whose product is annotated as splicing factor 1. The coding region runs from base 2464 to 3834 and encodes 456 amino acids. Gene Ontology annotation, molecular function: zinc ion binding; mRNA binding. Gene Ontology annotation, biological process: regulation of mRNA splicing, via spliceosome. The transcript is spliced from 13 exons. Lineage: Eukaryota; Metazoa; Chordata; Mammalia; Primates; Hominidae. The record is from RefSeq and is a predicted model, not a curated record. Gene Ontology annotation, cellular component: nucleus.